UGUCUCUUCCCCACGUCGUCCUGAUUCGGGGCCAUCGCACGUCGCGAGCACACCUCCACAGGCUCCGCUCCACGGGCGCAUCCGCAGCCAGAGCGCUCGCACAAGCCGCGUCUAAUCUGCAGGUCAUCUGCCCGCCCGACCCCAUUCGUGCCCAGCACCGUCCCCAGCACCUUGCGCUAGCCAGCCCAGCUUAGCCGACUGCGACAGCCCGACCUGACCCCCGAAAGCACCACCGGCUGUCGGGUCCCGUGAUCGCCCAUCGCUGCCUCUGAUCGCCCACGCCACGGUGCUUUUGCUGAGCGCUCGUGCAACCGCAGCCUCAGUGUGUCGCACCCAGCCCCGGCCAUACCCAGCCGCCCACGCGAGCUCGAGGACCGCCGACGCGACACAGACGGUCUGGCACCACCACCCGACCGAGACGUGCAGCACCUCUCUCUGCCUCGGAAGCCACUCUGCUUGCCCUCGAUGACUGCGCAAAUCCUGCCCAUGCAUGCAGCCCAGGGCUCGGAUUUCGGCAAGCUGCAGACCUUCCCCCAGAAGAUGGACACCAGCAGCGGCGCCGUCGACAACCCCACCUCUUCCCCAGACCGUGACGAGGACCGAGGCCGCCGGCGUGACAGAGACGAGACGGAUGGCGACAUUGGCGACGGCAGCGAGGCUGCUGAAGGCACGGGCGGCUCGCGGAAAAGGCGACGGAGCAGGAAGGGCCUCGACAAGAAGUUCGAAUGCCCGCACUCGGGCUGCGGCAAGAGCUACUCGCGCGCCGAGCAUCUGUACCGGCAUCAGCUGAACCACAACCCCAAGCAGAUCUAUCACUGCGACUUCCCCGACUGCCACCGAUCCUUCGUCCGACAAGAUCUUUGCGCGCGGCACAAGGAGAGACACACAGCACGGGGCUCGCAAUUGCUACGCAAGGACACGUUCAUGCAGAACCUCAAUCCCAUAGUGACAGCAGCGAUGGCGAACAAGAGCGAAACGACCAAACUGGGGCCGAUGAAGAACUCUCCAACGGUGUCUUCGGGCGGGCAGGAAAGGUACGGGUUGCAGUCGCCUGGGUCUUCUGUAGCAGGACCGACGGCAGCAACGCAAAUGUCACCGCCCAGCUACCACUCGCCAGGCUCGAACGUGGGACGUCAAAACUCUCUGCAUCGCGCAGGGAGCGACGAAUCGUAUCGCAGCAGCUCUGAUGUCAAGCCUCAGCCUUAUGACUUGCAGAGCCGGGGUGCUGGGAGCUUUGCACCCCCACCGCGCCCCUCCCAGUUUGGAAACUUUGGAAGUGGGCAGACGUCGCACCACAAUUCUCCCCACAUGGGGAACGGGAACUACCAACGGCCCGAAUUACGCGCCCAGACAUCAAACCUGUCGUCGUACGGAUCGUCGUCGUCGCCUUACAACUCGGCUGCGACCCCCACGCAAUCGUACCCACCCUCGGCUGCAUCAAACUCUUACCCACCCAACUCUGCAGGCUAUCAGCAACAGCAAACCUUCCCGCCGUUCCAGACACUCCCCCCUCCCGAGUAUCCCCAGCAGUCGAGCAACACUCCUACUCCGAAGACAGAGGAAAAUCAGUUCUAUAAUGGCACCUCGGGGCAGACACCUAUGAAUGGUGUCGAGGCGACUGACAACCGGAUCAACGGUGUUUCGGAAGCUAUAAUGGAGCAAACGCCGUCGUACGCCAUACCGAUGUUCGGCGGCGAAGGCUACAGUCGAUCUCCCUUUGCCAUGGCAGAUGACUUCGCCGCUUGGCUGUUUAAUGACCAGCAAUUCGGUACUACCAACGCCUCACCGCUGCAUGGCCCCGGCGGUUCGAACCCAAGCGUCGGUUUGUCUUCUCAGAUCGGACUGCAGGCACCGUACUUCAACUAUGAUCCACUCGUGACCAAUACCUCCUUCCCCCAGCCGCCACCAGUUCACCCUAUGGCCGUCAACAGUAUCCUCGAUACCUCACUUCCGGAGACCGCUUUGUCAGAAGACAAACGUAAAGACCUCCUUGACCUAAUCAUAGGCCGUUUUAAUGAGACGGAUCAUGCACCGGUUAAGAAGCAGAAGGAAGACCUCCUCGAAGGUGACAAGGAGAGGAACGACCAUGUCCUAAGUCUCCACAUGAUGCAACAAUACAUCGGUGCUUACUGGCUACAUUUUCACCCGCAGCUCCCGAUCUUGCACAAGCCGACUUUCAACGCAUCAACGUGUCCGGAUCUCCUGCUGCUUUGUGUCAUGUGUCUAGGCGCCUCCUGCUUGGACAAGAGCCAAGUCAGCGAGGAAGCCACCCAAGCGUGCGCACAGUUGUCCAACUUCUUGGCCUGGCAUCUGCGCUGGGAGAUAUUCAUGGACGCCGACUUCCGGCCACCAGCCAAGCUUUGGGUCUUCCAGGCUCUGCUCCUCCUCGAAGUGUUUGAGAAGAUGUACUCAACGCGGCCCCUGCACGAGCGAGCGCACAUCCACCAUGCAACUACACUCACUUUAAUGAGGCGAGGUAGCUCGCUCAUUGGCCGAUCGGCAAUGGACUCCCCGCCAAGUCAGAGCGGCUCAAGCGGCAAAGGAAGCCACGUCAACACUCCUGACGAGUGGUGGAAUCACUGGAUCACCAAUGAAGCCACCAGGAGGGCCGCCUUUGCCGCUUUUGUCAUGGACAGCAUUCAUGCAACCAUGUUCGGCCAUAGCGCUGUUAUGGUGGCCCACGAGAUGCGCCUUCCUCUGCCUUGCAACGAAGCUCUAUGGUCAGCAACGAGCAGUGCGGAAGUCGGGCGAGUAGAGGCGAGCCUGCAUGCAGAAGGCAUCAAACACACCACAUUUCUGGACGGUUUGAAGAAGACGCUCAAUGGCCAAACCGUUCGGACCAACUCGUUUGGCAGGACAAUUCUCAUGGCAGGCCUGCUCAGUGUAUCGUGGCACAUGAACCAACGAGAUCUGCAAGUAAGCUCACUGGGCGUUUCGACGGUCCUCGGUGGGCGAGACAAGUGGCGAGGCUCACUGACACGCGCGUUCGACUUCUGGAAACAAGACUUCGACAAGUCUCUUGUAAAACCCAAUGAUUUUGCCGUACCCGGCGGACACUCUUAUUCCAACAGUUCGGCCGACGACAACAUCUUUGAGUCACGCACCGUACUGCAUCACCUUGCACACAUGGCGAUGCAUGUCGAUAUCGUGGACUGCCAGAUAUACGCCGGUGCGAACCGGUUGCUCGGACGUUCGAUCACGAACCUCGAUUCCAACGGCGCUAGGAAACGGAUGCAAGAGCAGUGGGCGCCCAGUGCUCGAGCACGAGACGCAACCUUCUACGCUCUCCGCUUCCUGUCAGCCGUCUUGGUCAGUGAGGAGCCUGGCGUAAACGGGCAACCACCCGUUGCACGGUUCAAUUACUCGGCUCGCAACGACUUCUUGCUCAACCGGCCUUGGGUCCUGUACUUCGCCACACUCAUCGUAUGGUCGUACGGCUAUGCGCUUGACGGGCCAGUGAAACAACCAUAUAUCUUGACCACCUACGAGGACAAGGAGACGGACAUGGUUCGCUUCCUGGAACGUGUGGGCGGUGUACGCGCUCCAGAUGAUCUUACCAAGAUGCCGGAUCGUAAUGCCUGUCUCGGACUGCUCCUCCUGAUGCGCGACAUGUUCAGGAAGACGAGGUGGGAGCUUUUGCACGAGGCGUGCAAUCUGCUGAGCAAGUGCAUCACGAUGCUGGUGCCGGGAUAUCAGGGCGACUGAGCUGUCAUAAACACCGCCUUUCCUGUUGGCCGGUACUUCCCUUGCGCUUCGGCGCCUUUCACCCUUUGCCUGAAUUUGAACAUGGCCACGGAGGAUUUACGAUGUGAUGUAAUUUCCUUUUAUACUAUGCUUUUCCUUGCCUGUUGUCUUUUUUGCAUCCAUUCCCUUCUCUCUGGGCUUUAGGGCAUCUUGUGCGAAUUUAGCGGGCGAGUCGGCUGCUUGAAUUCUCUCUUUGCUAUGAUAAUGUGUAUGUACAUAUAAGACGAGAUGGGCUCGGAGAUUCAAGGCUGAGAGAAUGGUAGUAGGAGAAAGGUCGUGUUAUAUACCCAGGGUGGUUCUGGCGUGCCUUUUCGAGAUGGAUAUGUGGAUGCGAGAUAUGGUAUCAUCUAGAUAUGAAGUGUUUGUGGUACACUACGUUGUCUGUUUCUGCAACAUCGAUGCGAUGGGUUUGGUCGCUUUCGGUAU
Messenger RNA from Paraphaeosphaeria sporulosa, 4170 nucleotides. RefSeq lists its product as uncharacterized. The coding region runs from base 466 to 3705 and encodes 1079 amino acids. Gene Ontology annotation, cellular component: chromatin. Gene Ontology annotation, molecular function: zinc ion binding; DNA-binding transcription factor activity, RNA polymerase II-specific; RNA polymerase II cis-regulatory region sequence-specific DNA binding. Gene Ontology annotation, biological process: DNA-templated transcription; regulation of transcription by RNA polymerase II. The transcript has 3 exons. The record is from RefSeq and is a predicted model, not a curated record. NCBI's taxonomy places the organism in Eukaryota, Fungi, Ascomycota, Dothideomycetes, Pleosporales, Didymosphaeriaceae.